Molecule: messenger RNA, 477 nt
Organism: Microthlaspi erraticum
Lineage: Eukaryota; Viridiplantae; Streptophyta; Magnoliopsida; Brassicales; Brassicaceae
Source: the annotation of a GenBank genome assembly
AUGCAAUCUCAACAUCUCAAUACUUGUUUCAAUGAUGGAUGGACUCCAGUGCCACAGUUCGGAGGGUGGGACCAAACAGGACCAGACGCAACAAACUACUCGGUUGUGUUCUCCAAAGCUCGCGCUAACAAGAAGCAGAACAAAGCUGGUUUGAGACCUUUUAGUUUGGGAAGCGAACAAGAACUCCUGGCAAGUGCUCGUCACCACCACCAGCAACAUCACCAUCGCCGUCAAACCCAAGACGAUGACCCUGUCAUGGCCAAACUAGGGCCUUGUUCCAUAAAGUCGCAAUCGUUCUCUCGUCAGUGCGAUAUAGCAAAAAUAUGGCUAAAUCUGCCCUGUGAAAACGUGUACGCCAGUGCUACAAAAUUGCAGUUGAUCGCGGCAAAGCUAUUCGUUGUGCAAAUUCGGAUAUGGAAUCAGAGAGCGUCAAGUUUGGAGGACCAAGAGAAUUGGGCGGUGCAUUUGAUCUCAUAA